Molecule: messenger RNA, 1311 nt
Organism: Lipotes vexillifer (Yangtze River dolphin)
Lineage: Eukaryota; Metazoa; Chordata; Mammalia; Artiodactyla; Lipotidae
Gene: HAAO
Product: 3-hydroxyanthranilate 3,4-dioxygenase
Exons: 10
Coding region: 71-931 (286 amino acids)
Biological process (GO): 'de novo' NAD+ biosynthetic process from L-tryptophan; quinolinate metabolic process
Cellular component (GO): cytoplasm
Molecular function (GO): 3-hydroxyanthranilate 3,4-dioxygenase activity; iron ion binding
Source: RefSeq, a predicted model, not a curated record
CGGUCGGGCAGAGGCGCGCCCCUCCGACGGCGCGGAACACACGGCUCUGGAGCGCGGCUCCUGGGGGACCAUGGAGAGCCCCGUGAGAGUGAAGGCUUGGGUGCAGGAGAACCGCGCCUCCUUCCUGCCCCCGGUCUGCAACCAGCUCCUGCACCAGAAGCAGCUCAAAAUCAUGUUCGUUGGGGGUCCCAACACCAGGAAGGACUACCACAUCGAGGAGGGUGAGGAGGUGUUUUACCAGCUGGAAGGCGACAUGCUUCUCCAAGUCCUGGAGCAAGGGAAACACCGGGAUGUGGUCAUUCGGCAGGGAGAGAUCUUCCUCCUGCCCGCUGGGGUCCCCCACUCUCCGCAGAGGUUUGCCAACACAGUGGGGCUGGUGAUUGAGCGGAGGCGGCUGAAAACAGAGCUAGAUGCGCUCAGGUACUACAUAGGCGACACCACUGACGUCCUGUUUGAGAAGUGGUUCUACUGCGAGGAUCUCGGCACACAGUUGGCCCCCAUCAUCCAGGAGUUCCUUAGCUCUGAGCAGCACAGAACAGGAAAACCCAACCCUGACCAGCUGCUCAAGGAACCGCCAUUCCCCCUGAGCACACGGUCCGUCAUGGAGCCCAUGUCGCUGGAGGCCUGGCUGGCUGGCCACCGCAAGGAGCUGCACGCUGGCAUACCCCUCAGCCUGUUUGGGGACACCUAUGAGACCCAGGUGAUGGUCUGUGGACAAGGCAGCAGCGAAGGCCCAAGACAGGACGUGGACGUGUGGCUGUGGCAGUUGGAGGGCUCCUCGGUGGUGACGAUGGAAGGACAGCGCCUGAGCCUGACCCCCGAUGACAGCCUCCUGGUGCCAGCUGGGACCGCGUAUAGCUGGGAACGAGGGCAAGGCUCCACGGCCCUGUCUGUGACUCAGGACCCUGCCCGCAAGAAGCCCCUGGGGUGACUGAUCCUCAUGCUGCGGGCCCAGAGCCGCCACAGGGUGCCCCCGAGCGCCACCCCUGCCGAGUAACUCUCCCAGCCCCACCGCUUCUAUGUGCACUGCUGCCGAGUGACUCAGCGUCUCCCGGGCUGGGUCCUGGACAUCACUGUCAUCCAUCCUCCUCCUGUCCUCUCCAGGAUGCCAGGUUCCCGGGGGCCGUAGCUCCCCUUCACCCCUAACAGCUUCAGCCCACUGCCCUGCAGGGUUCUGCCGGGCGGACUGCUCCCUGAGGCCAGGGUCCUCUCCAUCCCUCCGUCCACAGGCUCAGCGCAGCACUUGCCUGCUGCCAAGGUGGUCCUCAGUAAAGGCUUCCUGACAGACGGGCACCUACGGGUCUGCACACA